Dictyostelium discoideum AX4 is the source of this 1882-nucleotide messenger RNA. RefSeq lists its product as hypothetical. The transcript is spliced from 3 exons. NCBI's taxonomy places the organism in Eukaryota, Evosea, Eumycetozoa, Dictyosteliales, Dictyosteliaceae. The annotation marks the transcript as partial. The record is from RefSeq and is a predicted model, not a curated record.
ACAACAACAACAACAACAACAACAACAACAACAACAACAACAACAACAGGCUGCUUUACUACUACAACAGCAACAACAGCAAGCUGCUCAACAAGCCGCUUUACUUCAACAGCAACAACAACAACAAGCUGCUCAACAAGCUGCUGCUCAACAAGCUGCUCAACAAGCUCAGCAAGCUGCUUUACUUCAACAACAACAACAAGCUGCUCAACAAGCUCAGCAAGCCGCUUUACUUCAACAACAACAACAAGCUGCCCAACAAGCCCUGCUCCAACAAAAACAACAAGCUGCUGCUCAACAAGCUCUACUCCAGCAACAACAUCAACAAAUUCAAAAUAUGAAAAAUCAACAAGCAACUUCACCUCAAUCACCAUUAUCAGGAGUACCACACCAUAAUCAAAUUACCCUACAACAACAACAACUACUACAACAACAACAACUACAACAACAGCAGCAAGCCCAGCAACAGCAACAACAGCAACAACAACCUAAUCAACAAAUGAGUCAAGGACAACAUCCAGUCCCUCAACCAAAUCAAUUUGCAAUGGCAAAACCACCAAUUCAAAAUCCACAACCCCAUUUAAUACCAAACCCACAACAACCAUCCGUACCAAAUCCUCAUGGCGCCAGUGUCGCUUCACCCCAAACCCCUUCUACAAUUCAACAACAUUUCCAAAAGAAUCAUGCUGCGCUUGCUCAAAAUAAUGCAAAUAUCAACACAAACUCACAACAACAAGCGGCACUUAAACAACAGGCUACAAACAUUUCAUUACAAAUCUCUCAGCAACAACAAGGAAGUCCUCAACAAUUGCAAUUAAUGCAACAACAACAAAUGGUACUUUCCCAAAUUACUCAAUUGCAGCAACAACACACUAAACUUACUCAAACCCAUAAUUAUCUUCAACAACAAACUCAAUUUCUUAUUCAACAAUUACAGUUACAUCAACAACAACAACAACAACCACAACAACAAAACCAACAACAACAGCAACAAAACCAACCACAACAGCAACCACAACCACAACCACAACCUCAACCACAACCACAACCACAACCACAACCACAACCACAACCACAACCACCACAACAACAAAACCAAAACCAACCACAACAGCAACCAAACCAACCAAACCAACAAAUAACAAAUCAACAACAACACCAACGCCAACAACUAAAUCAACAACAACAACAAAAUCAACAACAAAAUCAACAACAAAAUCAACAACAAAAUCAACAACAAAAUCAUCAAAAUCAACAAAAUCAUCCAAAAACCCAACCACAACAAAAUCAAAAUCAAAAUCAACAAUUCCAACAAAAUCAACAAAAUCAAAAUCAACAAAAUCAACAAAAUCAACAAAAUCAACAAAAUCAACAAAAUCAACAAAUAAAUCAACAAUUAAACCAACAACAGCAGUUUUUUCAAAUGAUACAAAAUCUUAGAACAACUGACCCACAGCCAACAACAACAGCAACCACAACAACCACAACCUCAACAACCACAACAACCACAACAACCACAACAACCACAACAACCUCAACAACCACAACAGCAACCUCAACAAAACCAAGUUCCCCAACAAUUCCAACAGUUCCGUCCACAGCAACUCACUGUUCAACAAAUACAACAGUUGCAGCAAUUUCAACAACAACAGCAACAGCAACAACACCAACCAACCCAACAACAAUUUCAAUUAACUCCUCAACAAAUCCAACAAUUCCAACAACUAAAUCCACAACAAGCUUUUCAAUUACAACAACAAUUGCAACAACAACAGUUGCAACAGCAACAACAACAACAACAACAACAACAACAAAACCAAAAUCCACAAUAAUAAAAGUGUACAUAAAUUAUUUAUUCAUUCUAUUGAUUAUUAAUAAAUAA